Messenger RNA from Ylistrum balloti, 640 nucleotides. RefSeq lists its product as uncharacterized. The transcript has 6 exons. The record is from RefSeq and is a predicted model, not a curated record. The coding region runs from base 12 to 578 and encodes 188 amino acids. NCBI's taxonomy places the organism in Eukaryota, Metazoa, Mollusca, Bivalvia, Pectinida, Pectinidae.
CAAAGGUCGAUAUGGUAGUAAAUACGUGGCUUGUUCUCUUGUUCCUCUCCAUACACGCCACAUUUGUCGGGGGUAGAUAUUACAAAGCCCAGAGACUAGAACGACAAGUACCACCUCAUGGAGGUACAAACCCUCAUUGCCAGAACAAAAUUGAUAACUGUGAGGAACACAUUGGCCAAUAUCUCACCAUGUGCAGUCCAGACUCUCCGUUUUAUGAAUGGGCAACCACGAACUGUAAGGCCUACUGUGGUGUCUGUCAAGGUGGACCCACUACUAUAGAACAUAUCUGCCUGGAUGAGUUAAACUAUUCUGACAUAUUCGAUAUACCCCAAGCAUGUCUCGAUUUCGCCAAACGGGCCUCCCAGAACUGUCACCGUACAUGUGAUAUUUGUCAGGGAGGUCCGACAACAACGCCGCCCUUGUGUGUUGAUACGCUGACCACGUGUGGUUCAUUUGACAUCCCAAAGGCUUGUCUGGACUUUCCAAAAUGGGCUUUGGAAAGCUGUAGAUUCACGUGCAAAGUCUGUACAGAAUUAGAGCCACCCAUCGUCGUACCUCCAGGUGUGGGGCGGAAGUGACGUUUCUAUUCCUUUCACUGCUCAGUAUAUAUGCAAUAAAUACUUUCAUUGAAUCGAUACAA